UUUCCGAUGAGUGAACUAAAAUUUCGUUUUAAAUAUCAUGUAAAUUCGCCGAAGGAAUUGGAAUACAAUAGCAAACAUGUACAGGAUUUAUUAGAAAAAUGGGGAAUGAAACGACAUAGUUAUAUAAAAAGAUUUAUUUAUGAAGAAUAUUUUGAUAAUGAAAAAGACGAAAAUUUUUUUUUUUUGGAAUUUUUUAACGAAGAAAAUGUGAGAAAAGAAUUUAAAGUACAAUCUGAUCAAAAUAAUUGGAAUGAUUUAAAUGAAAAAAUUCAUGAUAUUGUAUAUGAGAAAGUACCUUGUAACGUUACAACAUUAAAUUUUUUUGAUAGGUUAUACGAUGCAGGAAUAGUAAGACGAGAGAGUGGAGCGAUAGUUAAAACAUCUCCAAUAUAUUUAGAAGAGAAUAUAUCAACACCAAUAAUGAUAACAGAUGAAUUAAGAAAACUAUUAUUAAUAUUUGAUUCACCACAUUAUAAUAUAUUCAGUAUAGAAGAUCGAAAUGAAUUUAUAUUUAGAAUAUUUAAAUCAAUUUGUUUAGGUGGCGAUGUUUGUCAAUUUGAAGAUUUAAUUAUAGAAUACUUAAAUGUAUUGAAAAAAAUUUAUAAAGAUUUAAUAAGUGUACAAAAAAAUGAAGAAACCGGCGAUCUAAUAAUUAAAUCUUUUGUUUAUAAAAUAAUUAAUUUAAGUAAUAAUAGUUUAUUUCCCCCUUCUACUACUACUAUUACAAAUGAUAAUAUUAAUUGUAACAAUUUUUGUUAUAUGACUAUUGAUCCCGUUAACAGGUGGGUAAAUAUUUGGUAUCAUGCUGCUUAUGAAUAUCUAUGUUAGCUGAAUGGACCAAUAUUUUAGUAUUUUUAGUCAGAUUAAUAUUAGAUUCGUACAAGUUUUUAGCGUAGUAAAAGAUUUUCAUUAUUCAUACUGUA
Messenger RNA from Rhizophagus irregularis DAOM 181602=DAOM 197198, 923 nucleotides. RefSeq lists its product as uncharacterized. NCBI's taxonomy places the organism in Eukaryota, Fungi, Glomeromycota, Glomeromycetes, Glomerales, Glomeraceae. The record is from RefSeq and is a predicted model, not a curated record.